AUGGUGGGCUCGUGGCACCAAGUGGGCCAGGCGCGGGCCGGCCGGGCUGCAGGAGCUGGUCUAGUCAGGCGAGCAGGCGAGGCUGUACGGACUAGCGGCGGCACGCGGUUUAGAGCUGACUGCGGCGGCGACUGGCCGACCGAUUCUACCGCUAAGCAGUUGGUAAAAGAUGGAUUCUUCCACGAUGCCCUAAAUGUCUACCAUUUUCUUCGAGCUUCGAACGCUGAUAGAACCUACUUGCCUUUUGUUUACUUUCUCAAAGCUUGCGGAGAGCUCUCAGCUAUCCACGAAGGCCAAGCCAUCCACAGCCUCAUCACCAAAGCUGGCCUCGAUCAAAACCUCACAUUUCAGAACUCGCUGAUUGAAAUGUACUCGAAUUUUGCUCAUGUGACCGCCGCACGCCAGGUGUUUGAUGCAAUGCCCCAAAGAAAUAUCGUAUCUUGGAAUUUGAUGAUGCUGGGUUACGGUGUCUGCGACCAGCCUAUAUCAGCUUUGGAGUUCUGUACUUCGAUGAAGAAUAAUGGAGUUGCCUUAGACUCAGUCGGGUUCAAGAUUGUUCUUCCUAUCUGCGGACAAGCUAAUGCACUUGAAAUUGGCGAAUCCGUCCAUGGCCAUUUGGUGGUUUCUGGUGCAUCUAACAACACAGUCCUUGCAACUGCAAUCAUGGACAUGUAUGCUAAAUGUGGAGAAUUAGUAGCAGCGGAGAAAGCUUUCAUGGAGAUUGAGUUCAAGGACGUCGUGAGCUGGAAUGCGAUGAUUGGCGGUUACGCACAGGCUCGAAAAUAUAAGCUCUUACUUGAGCUAUUAUACCAGAUGCAUCUACAAGGCUUCAAGCCCAGCGUACCAACCAUAUUGCUAUCUGUUCAAGCUUGUACUCAUCUGCCAGCUCUUCAGCUAGGAAAGUCUAUACAUGGCCAAAUUACUAGAAAUGGACUUUCUGUAGAUAUUUCCAUCAAGGGGCUUCUCAUUGGCAUGUAUUCAAAGUGUGGAGAACUCUUAUCUUCCUACAAUGUUUUCAGUGAGAUAAUCAAAGUGAAUGUGUGUUCAUGGAGUUGUAUGAUUAAUGGGUUGGGAAUUCAUGGUUAUAUAAAGGAGUCUCUAAUGCUUUUCUUUGCAAUGAUAAAACAUGGUGGGAAGCCAGAUGAUAUCUGCUUUCUUAUUCUGUUAUCUUCUUGUAGCCAUUGGGGGCUGAUAAAUGAAGGCUUGAAAGUGUUCUACUACAUGAUUUCAAUGUUUGGAAUUGAACCAAGAAUGGAGCAUUGGGCGAGUUUGGUUGAUCUUAUUGGGAGAGCUGGUUGUAUCAAUGAAGCAUUCAGAUUUAUGAAUGAGAUGCCAUUGGAGCCCAACAGCAGCUUGAUCGGCGCAUUCCUUGGAUCUUGCAGAAUUCAUAGAGAGGAGAAAAUGUGGAAGGAGCUUGGAGAUUGUCUGAUUGAAAGAGGAUGUGUUGUUCCAGGAUUUUACAAGCUUUUGGUGGGCAUCAGAGCAGGAGAGGAACAGUGGAAUGAAGUGAAUAGGGUAAGGAAUGUGAUUAAGAAGAGAAGGUUGUGGGGGAACUCUGGAACUAGUUUGGUAGAUAUUAGUAGUAGCUGA
Molecule: messenger RNA, 1590 nt
Organism: Dendrobium catenatum
Lineage: Eukaryota; Viridiplantae; Streptophyta; Magnoliopsida; Asparagales; Orchidaceae
Product: pentatricopeptide repeat-containing protein DOT4, chloroplastic
Exons: 2
Coding region: 1-1590 (529 amino acids)
Biological process (GO): RNA modification
Molecular function (GO): RNA binding; protein binding
Source: RefSeq, a predicted model, not a curated record